Messenger RNA from Amoebophrya sp. A120, 1242 nucleotides. The record is from the annotation of a GenBank genome assembly. Lineage: Eukaryota; Dinophyceae; Syndiniales; Amoebophryaceae.
AGAUGAAUAAACGGCCGUGUCGAUCAUACAGAAGCAUCCGUUUCGCUAUUUUGUUUUGAAUUUAAAAGUGUUAGAAACCUAGACGCACGAUCAACAAAGUAUACGAACUACGAUGGGAACAAGUACUAGCAGUACUACGUGACUACGUGUCACGAUGUAGUUCGACACUAAUGAUAGACGUACUAGUAGGGAUACUAGUCGCAACCUGUCAGGGGUGAUUUGGGAUUACUAUAUUUAUAUAUGGAAGAAAACGGCGCUAGAGAGGGUACAGAAGAGGUCUGUUAGAGGUUCGGGAGAGGUAGAAUAGAGGGUCGGAGAGGUAAAAUAGAGGGUCGGACAAAAUGAGAGGGUCGGGGAGAGGUAAAACGAGAGGUAAGGGAGAGGGUCGGGAGAGGGUGAGCCGUAUAUACGCCCCUAAAGCGGGGCUAUACGCGCGCAGAGGUAGGGCAGAGGUUGAGGAGAGGUCAAGUAGAGGGUAGGGGGAGAGGGUGUAGAGGGUCGGAGAGGGUGCGUAGUAUAGGGCGACCCUCUACGCGACCCUCUACCGCGAUCCUCUCCGGAAACCUCUACUUUACCUCUCGGCGGACCCUCUCGGGACCUCUCCGACCCUCUCCCGGAUCCUCUCGGGGACCCUCUCCGAACCUCUCCCGGACCCUCUCCGAACCUCUCCGGGACCCUCUCCCGGACCCUCUCCGUGACCCUCUCCCGGACCCUCUCGCGGACCCCCUCGCGGACCACCUCCAGGAGCACAGCCUGCCCACCUGUCUGCGCGUGGCGCCUCCUCAAGAAGCUCGCUAGGGCGCAGCGACCGGCUGGCAUUGCUUUUGCUUUCAGAUCAGAGCGGCCGUUCAAAGUGCGUGCGCCGCUCUGCGUCCCCCAGAGGGGGCGCGGCGCCCCGCCUUAACCUGGUCGGCCACCUAGGGUGGCCGCAACUUCUUUCCCACAGCGCCCGCGCGCGCUGGCAGCAGGUGCGUCGCCCUUGUUGCGUCUCGCACGAUGGCGCCCGGAAAUAGUUUCCUGCACGCAUUUUCCUACGGCGCGCAGGCAGCGAGCUACUAAGGCCGGGCAUGCGGCAGCAGGUGGAAGUGUAGGACGCGCCCCCGCGCCGUCUAUUAGUAAUACAGCGCGCCGCCCAGAUGAAUAAACGGCCGUGUCGAUCAUACAGAAGCAUCCGUUUCGCUAUUUUGUUUUGAAUUGAAAAGACAACUACAACAACUAGUAGACCAAGUCUCGAAAUUGUAA